Cajanus cajan (pigeon pea) is the source of this 1441-nucleotide messenger RNA. RefSeq lists its product as uncharacterized. Lineage: Eukaryota; Viridiplantae; Streptophyta; Magnoliopsida; Fabales; Fabaceae. The record is from RefSeq and is a predicted model, not a curated record.
CUACAAGUAUAAAUUCACAAACAUCAACCAAAUUGAGCUCAAAACUACAAACUAGUUCAAUUCACGGCUAACUAAACCAAAUAAUGGAGAAAAUGAGAGCAAUAAUACUAAUUACUCUAUUAUUGUUCAUAGGUGCGGUAGUUGCUGAAGAGGCUGAUAUUGGUGUAGUCAUCAAUCCUAUGCUUAACUAUAGUCAACCUCAAACCAUGAAUCCUACUAAAGACUCUCGUGAUAGAUCCACAAACCCUAUGCUUAACUAUAGUCAACCUGAAAUCAUGGAUCCUGCAGAAGACGCUCGUAUUGGUAGAUCCACAAACCCUAUGCUUAACUAUAGCCAACCUGAAACCAUAGACCCUGCAGAAGAUGCUCGUAUUGGUAGAUCCACAAACCCUAUGCUUAACUAUGGUCAACCUGAAACCAUGGAUCCUGCAGAAGACGCUCGUAUUGGUAGAUCCACAAACCCUAUGCUUAACUAUAGUCAACUUGAAACCAUGGAUCCUGUAGAAGACGCUCGUAUUGGUAGAUCCACAAACCCUAUGCUAGACGUUCGUAUUGGUAGAUCUACAAAUCCUAUGCUUAACUAUGGUCAACCUGAAACCAUGGAUCCUGCAGAAGACGUUCGUAUUGGUAGAUCCACAAAUCCUAUGCUAAACUAUAGCCAACAUGAAACCAUGGAUCCUGUAAAAGACGCUCGUAUUGGUAGAUCCACAAACCCUAUGCUUAACUAUAGUCAACCACAGGCCUAUGAGUCACCCAGAUUCAAAAGGUUUGUGACACAUUGCAGCUCGCAUGUUGCUGAAUCAUGCAGUGGAACCGAACCAAUAUUAAUGCAUCAUGAUAAUGGUGGAGUAAACCUUGCUCCUUGCCUUUUUGAUUCAAUGGAGAGGUGCUUGGUGGACCAUGGAGCUUCAUUUUAUGAAACAAGUUCACGUAAGCCAAUCCAAUAUCAACCAAUCCUCAUUGAGACUAUAAAGUUCCGAACCGUGUUGAGAACAUGCACUCACGUCAGUGCAAGGAGUUGCUACACUGGUUCUAAUGUUGUUGCAUCAGAAUUAGAGGCUUGUCUCAUUCCAUCUAUGAAUCAAUGUGUGUAUCCCGAUAGUGUUAAAUCUGGUAGCCCACCUAUUAGCCCCAUCAGGAAGUAAAAUUAUGUGAGACAUAUGGUGGCAUGCAUGCAGUACUAGUAUAAGAAUAACUGGGUUUGGUUUGUUCAGCUUCUAUAAUAAUAACAAUCCUUAUUUAUGAAGAGACUAAGCUCUUUAUCUCCUUUGUGAUAAAAAUAAUUGGUUUGCAAGCUUUGUUUUAUGAUGAAGGAUCUGUUAUACCUUCAAUACUAUCUAUAUUCACUGGCAUGUAAAAGAAAUCACCGAAUGUCAUUAUCGAUGAUGCAUCGCAUCGCGUUCCUACAAAAUAGUAAUAAAAACAUGCUUAAUGUACUCUA